GCUAAAGCAACAAUAUAGUGACAAAAUGGUUCUGGAAAAGGAAAAUCUCACAGAAAACAUUGAAAUUAUCAUCAAGAAGACUGGCAAGGUGCUGACGGAAAGUGGUGCAAACGUAACUGCAGCAAAACCGCCAGCUAACGCAACCAAAAUGGAAGAGGACAAGACGUCCGGUGACGCUGGAAGCGCUAAUGACUCGAAGGAGUUGGCCACGAGCGAAGUAUCGGAGGUGCACAAGUACGAAUCGGCUCCAUUCGAUCCUUCGAUCGAACCACUGUUGAAGGAAAAUCCACGGAGGUUCGUGAUCUUCCCUAUCCAGUAUCAUGACAUUUGGCAGAUGUAUAAGAAGGCUGAAGCAUCCUUCUGGACCGUGGAAGAGGUGGAUCUCUCGAAGGACAUGAAGGAUUGGGAAUCGUUGAAGCCGAGCGAGCGUCACUUCAUCUCGCACGUGCUCGCAUUCUUUGCCGCUUCGGAUGGCAUCGUAAACGAGAACCUGGUGGAGCGGUUCAGCCAAGAGGUGCAGGUUACGGAAGCCCGCUGCUUCUACGGUUUCCAGGUCGCGAUGGAAAACGUCCACAGUGAAAUGUACUCACUGCUGAUCGAUACGUAUAUUCGCGAUUCAAAGGAACGUGAGUUCCUGUUUAACGCGAUCGAGACGCUACCGUGCGUGAAAAAGAAGGCCGAUUGGGCUCUGAACUGGAUCUCAAGCAAGAAGGCCAACUUUGGUGAACGGGUUGUUGCCUUCGCUGCCGUAGAGGGUAUCUUUUUCAGCGGUAGUUUUGCGGCCAUUUUCUGGCUUAAGAAGCGCGGCUUGAUGCCAGGACUCACGUUCUCGAACGAGCUGAUCUCGCGCGACGAAGGACUGCACUGCGACUUUGCCUGUCUCAUGUUCAAAUACCUGGUGCAGAAGCCGUCCAAGGAACGCGUGACCGACAUCAUCCGUGAUGCGGUCGUAAUUGAGCAAGAAUUUCUCACUAAAGCGCUACCCGUCGACAUGCUUGGCAUGAACUGCGAGCUGAUGUCGCAAUACAUCGAGUUUGUGGCAGAUCGCUUACUAGUAGAGCUGGGCUGCGAAAAGAUCUACAAUACCAAAAAUCCGUUCAGCUUCAUGGACUUUAUUUCGCUCGAAGGAAAAACGAACUUCUUCGAGAAGAAGGUUGGCGAGUAUCAAAAGUGGGGCGUGAUGGCCAAUCGAUUGGACAACGUGUUCACCCUCGAUGCUGACUUCUGAUCUGUUAGACAACCAGAGGCGCAGCACAGGCUUUACAGGAAUACAGCGGCAAUAGUGUGAUUUAGUAGUGUUGAGGAUUAGGAGCUCGGUGUCGGAAAAUGCGUCUUUCAUUCUUUCAAUUUUUGCCCCACCUCCUCUUGACUAUGUUUAGGGCAUAUUUGUAUGGUUUUUAGAUUACUUAUCCUCUACUUCUAUGCCAUCGUGCAAGGGGAACUAUUUUAUCGUAUUAAUUUUAACAACUGUUUUUAACUCAAAAUUAAAUCCCCAGUAAAAUCAUAAAAAAAACUCCGGAUUUCAAGCAACAUUCUUAAACUAUGAUUCGUUGGAAUUGUUCACGAAUUCAGGAUGCUAUCCUGAGCAUGAAAUAAGGCGUAUUUCUCCGCAUUGCCAGUGGAGCAUGUCAGUUUUAAUAAGGUAUCGUUUAAUGUUAGUUAAUUUAGGCUGACGCAGGGUGUGUUGACCCGCAUCAUGAGAGCGGCUAUAGGAUUAUGACAUAUGAACACUAAAAUGAUAAAACCAUCUCCUAACGCUAGAAUACUGGAAUGUAUCACUAUGCGCAAUUAGUUUUGGUUAGUUCGAUAUCUUCUUAUAUUGUAACGUUAAUUGUACUAUAUAUAUAUAUACACGGCGAUGGGAAUGGAUAUCCUUUUGAUGAAUCUGCGAAUAAACGUGUUUGUAUACUAAAG
Messenger RNA from Anopheles nili, 1914 nucleotides. It is a transcript of the gene RnrS, whose product is annotated as ribonucleoside-diphosphate reductase subunit M2. Gene Ontology annotation, molecular function: ribonucleoside-diphosphate reductase activity, thioredoxin disulfide as acceptor. The transcript is spliced from 5 exons. The record is from RefSeq and is a predicted model, not a curated record. Gene Ontology annotation, cellular component: cytosol. Gene Ontology annotation, biological process: deoxyribonucleotide biosynthetic process. Bases 26 to 1228 code for a protein of 400 amino acids. NCBI's taxonomy places the organism in Eukaryota, Metazoa, Arthropoda, Insecta, Diptera, Culicidae.